Messenger RNA from Eptesicus fuscus (big brown bat), 1383 nucleotides. RefSeq names its product ankyrin repeat domain-containing protein 26-like. The record is from RefSeq and is a predicted model, not a curated record. The transcript is spliced from 6 exons. The coding region runs from base 110 to 940 and encodes 276 amino acids. NCBI's taxonomy places the organism in Eukaryota, Metazoa, Chordata, Mammalia, Chiroptera, Vespertilionidae.
GACACAUGACUUCAAGAAGGAACUAGAUCAAAGCAGAAGUCAAAAUGACGAGCUUAUAGAAAAACUGCAACCUGCAUCUUCAAAAUGUAUAGAUCAGGAUGAAGAAAAGAUGCCUCAACAGCAGUUAGCAAUGGAAGCACUUCUAAAGGAAUGUGAAGAACUAAAGAAUACAGCAGAGAAAUGGGAACAAGAAACAGUAAACCUCAGAACACAUAUGGAAACGAAUAUGGUAGAAUCCUGUGAAGCAGAAGAGUAUAAAAAGAAGAUUGAAGAAAGAGCAAGACAGGAUGUAGCAGACAAUUUUAAACAAGUCUAUUCAUUUUUACAGACAAUAAGAGAAUCUCAAGAAAAGUCAGAGCAGAUGAUAAAUAAACAGGCUUCAAUAAGAAGACCUUUGGAACUCAGAAAUAAAGCGCUGGAAUUAGAACUCUCCAGAGUGCAAACUUCUCGAGAUGAUAGCAAACUAGAAUUGGAAAUACAUAAGCAACUCUACCAAGAACAGUUGGAAAGAAGAAAGCGAUUGGAAAACAAAGUAACUGAUUUUCACUGGACUAAGGAGAGGCUAGCUGAGGUCAACACCGAACUUCUCCAAAAGGAACAGCAGAACAAACUUUUGCUCAACGCUAAGAUGAGGCCAGUUCUGGAAGCACCUCCUGUUGGAAAUCUUAACACUAGUUUUCUGCCCAGGAGAAAUUCUACUAGAAGAGAAAACUUGGACAGUCCUACCUCAAGAUCAUAUACUUUAAAUUACCAAAAGAUGUGGCGGGAAUUUGAAGAAAUUCUAACUAGCGAAGAAAAAGAAGGUGCUGCUAACUUUGAAACUGAAUCCUAUAGAGCUUCUCCUGUGGCAUCAACCUAUCAGACAAGUUCAACCCAAGAUCUACUUCUGAAAGCACAAAAAGAAUAUAAAGAGAUUUUGCUGAAAAAGUACCUGAUCUAAAACAUAAACAGUAAAAGUUUAUUUACCAGACUGUUUGUAUAACAUUUUGUUUCCAUUUUACACAUGAUGUGUGAGAUCUUUAUUGAAGAAAAAAAUUUUUAUCAUAUGUGUCUGAUGAAAAUUUACAUAGUAUUUUAAACUGUGUUUUUUGGGGGGCACCUAAGUAAGGUUUAAGCAUAUUUUGUACACGAAGUCCAGCACUAUUGAGUUUUACAUACUCAAACUGCCCAAAUACCAGCUGUUCAAACAACACCCAAACAAACAACUUGUCACUCAUACUUUAGUGAUACUGGUUGAUUUUUUUUAUAUAUUCCAAUUUUUUCACAAUAUUUGGUCCUAAAGAUUUUGAUAUCUGCUGCUAUGGCUACUAAAUGGAUAUAUUAAAAUUAUUAUAGUGCCAUUAGACUUAUGUAAUUUUAAAUACUGAUUCCAAAAUCUUUCCU